GAGUGCCGUGUUUCCAGCUUCCGGCAUGUCUCCUGAAUUGCUGCAAAUCGCUGUGUAUGUUUCAGUACAAUCCCUGUGUCUCGUUCUUGCGAUAGUAAGCUCUGACCGCAUCUGAGGUAGGGCUGCUUCUCAAGUUUGUACCUUCAUUUUAGGUCAUCUCCAGCCCCCAAUUCGCAAACAGGUGCUGGCAUUGUUCAUACUGUUUUAGGCAAAGAAGAGCCCCAGCAACAAGGCCAGAAUCCUGACACCUCUGGCUGCUGAAUCGAAACAAUCGUGAGAAAAUGUCAUCGAUCCAACUGGUGGAGCCAGAAGGGCGACCAUGGACUGGAAUUGUCUCCAAAGGGAUCCGGAUUCUAGAACCCUUCGGCCUUGUUGGAUAGAGGAAUCCCCAAGCCGUCACCUAGCAACAAGACAGAAUGUGAUGGUAGAAAAAAAUUCUACUGGAACACCAACGAGCAGCAAGUACCAAGAGCCCCCCCCCUCGGCCAAGGCACGGAAGGCCAUGCAUUUGGGAUCCUCUGAGUAGGUGUAAGAUGAAACCGUGUGCUUGUGCAAGAAAGCAGGAAAAGGCAAGCCUCAAAAUGAAGAGGAGGUGGUAAGCCGUCUCUCCUUCAGAUAUACUGUACGUCAGUCAGUGCACCCCGCCGCUCUGUCUCCUUGCAAGGCGGCAGAUGGCUUCCAGGUCAACCAACAUGCCAGACGACUUCAGCAUCUAUUGCCUUCUCAAGGGAGUCCUUCCCUUGGAGGCACCAGAGGAGCCCAUGGAUGAAUUGAGAGAGGAGACAAACCCACAGUACCAAGGCCUUACCGGCCUGCGAAACCUUGGCAACACGUGUUACAUGAAUGCCGUGAUCCAGUGCCUCUGCAGCGUGUCGCCCCUGGUGGAGUACUUCCUGUCUGGAAAGUACGUGGCCUCUCUCAGCAAGGAAAAUGGCGAGAUCGCAACAGCUUUUGCGUAUUUGAUGAAUGACAUGUGGCUCGGGGACUUUGACUGCGUAUCGCCGGAGGUGUUUCGAUUGGUCAUUGGUGAACGAUACCCUGCCUUCAUCAAGAAGACCCAGCAGGAUGCCCAGGAAUUUCUGAUUUAUGUCUUCAAUGAGCUGCACGAAGCCCUCAAGAAGACAAGCAGGAGGAGAAACCCCGGGACCUCGUCUACUGCUUGGGAAUCCCGGAGUUGUGUCACCGAGUCCUCCAUCAUCACCCGGCUUUUUGAAGGACAUCUUAGUUACGACAUCAUGUGUUUGGAAUGUCAAACCACCACUUACAAAAACGAGAUCUUCACCGUCUUGUCGCUUCCCAUCCCUUAUGAAACGGAAUGCUCGCUGGAGGAAUGCCUGGACUGCUUCUUCCAGCAAGAUAUGCUGACGUGGAACAACCAGAUCAACUGCUCCUCUUGUGAAAGGAAGACCGAUGCGGCCGUGAAAGCCAGUAUUGCCAGGGCCCCAAAGAUGGUGAUCUUCCAUCUCAAGAGGUUUGACUGUCAAGGCAGUUACAAAAAGAAGUUGACCACUGACAUCUACUAUCCAAUAAAUAACCUGGAUUUGUCUCCUUACAUAUAUCCGCUCUUUCGGAAGAAUCCCAAAUACAGCUUGUUUGCUGUGACGAACCAUUUUGGAGAUCUAGAUGGUGGCCACUACACGGCGUUCUGCAAACACACGCUCACUCAAAGCUGGUACAACUUUGACGACUCUCAGAUCAGCGAGAUUCCUGAAUCCGCGGUGCAGACGUCUGCAGCUUAUCUCCUGUUCUACAGCAGUCAAACUUUCUCUGUGCCUGUAAAAAACUAAAACGGCUAGGGAAACCCUGACGACCGAUAAGCAGGAAGUGGCGACACAGCGGAAAAUGUUCGCAGUGUGUCCAAGCUGGAUUUCCUCUCCCAAGGCGAACGGCUGCGUUCCCUCACAUGUUACUUGGACUCUGUGUAGUACGUGAUUGAGCAACUGGUCUCUGCAUAGCAUAGUUCUUGGUUCAAAAGAUGAUCGUGAACACCUUUUCAGUAAGCUUCCUCAGAAUGUAGCUCAUCUCAAGGUAAAUAAAUUCUUCUCAGGCAGCCGGACGUAGAGUGGUUCUUGUUAGAAAACCCAAGAUAAACGAUGCCUGCUUCUUCUAAUUUAACUUCAUAUGGGUUACAUGCGGUGAACAUUGCGUUACAAGAAAGGGGGAAGAAUGAGAGAGCCGUUGGUAUCGGAUGGCAUCCACGUUAUCUGUCUCUUUCUACCAGUUUGUAUGCAAAUUCUCUGUGUGUGUGUGUGUACAUAUAAGUGUUUGUAGCUGAAUGUCAGUACAUAUGCAGGCAGGUUUUGUGUGUAUGUCUCUAUAAAAGAAAUACAUGCAUAUCCUUGUAUACCAUUCACACAUGUAUAUAAAAUACUGUCUGUAUACAUAUGUCUGUAGAUCAGGUAUUAAAAUACAUAUACCUAGGUAAAACCAUGUACAACGAUGUGUUCUAU
Molecule: messenger RNA, 2450 nt
Organism: Pogona vitticeps (central bearded dragon)
Lineage: Eukaryota; Metazoa; Chordata; Lepidosauria; Squamata; Agamidae
Source: RefSeq, a predicted model, not a curated record